This is a messenger RNA of Vanessa tameamea, 3503 nucleotides long. RefSeq names its product endoplasmic reticulum chaperone BiP (gene Hsc70-3). The record is from RefSeq and is a predicted model, not a curated record. Gene Ontology annotation, biological process: endoplasmic reticulum unfolded protein response; heme biosynthetic process. NCBI's taxonomy places the organism in Eukaryota, Metazoa, Arthropoda, Insecta, Lepidoptera, Nymphalidae. Gene Ontology annotation, cellular component: cytosol; nucleus; endoplasmic reticulum chaperone complex. The transcript is spliced from 10 exons. Bases 70 to 2961 code for a protein of 963 amino acids. Gene Ontology annotation, molecular function: porphobilinogen synthase activity; zinc ion binding; ATP binding.
UUAAAGUGUUAUAUAAACCUAUUAUUUGAUUUAAAAAAAAGUGAUAUAAGGGAUUUAAAUUUUUUCAAUAUGAAUCCUCUAUUCUUGAGUCCAGAACAUAUCCUUCAAGGAGGUUACUUCAAUGCAACCCUUCGGAAGCUACAAGAACCAAAUACAAGUAUUGAGCCACACAAUAUAAUGUAUCCAGUUUUCUUACUGGAAAAUGAUGAAGGAAUGCAAACUGUGUCGAGUAUGCCUAAUGUAUUCAGAUAUGGAAUCAACAAACUAAUGCCUGCACUCACUGAGCUAGUUAACAAUGGACUGAAGUCUAUUCUCAUUUUUGGAAUUGUGGAAACAUUGCCGAAGGAUGCAAUUGGAUCAAGUGCAGAUUCAGUCAAUAAUCCAGUAGUAAAGGCUUUGUCUAAGAUCAAAGCUGCAUUCCCUGACCUUACAAUAGCGUGUGAUGUGUGUCUCUGCCCAUAUACCUCACAUGGCCACUGUGGUGUGCUAACAGAGAAAGGUGCUAUUGAUCAUGCUGCUUCGGUAAAGAGAAUUGCAGAAGUAGCAUUGGCAUAUGCUAAAGCUGGGGCUGACAUUGUGGCUCCAUCGGAUAUGAUGGACAACAGGAUAAAGGCAAUCAAAGAUGCAUUAAUAGCUAACAGCCUUCAAAAUCAAGUUUCAGUGUUGUCCUACUCAUGUAAAUUCGCGUCGUCAAUGUACGGUCCGUUCCGCGACACGAUGAAGAGCAGCCCAAUGGCGGGCGACCGCAAGUGUUACCAGCUGCCGCCCGGCAGCGCUGGACUAGCUGCAAGGGCUGCGGCCCGUGACGUAGCCGAAGGCGCCGACUUCCUCAUGGUGAAACCAGGUCUGCCGUACUUGGACAUCGUGAGGCAAACAAAGGACAAAUAUCCGAACCAUCCUCUAUUUAUUUAUCAGGUGUCUGGUGAGUAUGCAAUGAUUUCUCGUAGUGGGGACGAAAACGAGAUGGAAUCCAUCCUCAUGGAGACGCUCACAUGCAUGCGAAGAGCUGCUUUGGCGUGUGUGCUCGCGGCGGUGUGCGCCGACGAGAAGAAGGAGAAAGAUAAGGACAUCGGUACCGUCAUCGGUAUCGACUUGGGUACCACGUACUCUUGUGUUGGUGUAUACAAAAAUGGACGUGUAGAAAUUAUCGCCAAUGACCAGGGUAACCGAAUCACUCCAUCCUAUGUAGCAUUCACUGCAGAGGGUGAACGUCUUAUUGGUGAUGCUGCCAAAAAUCAGCUGACUACUAACCCUGAGAACACAGUGUUUGAUGCCAAACGUCUUAUUGGUCGUGAAUGGAGUGACACAACUGUUCAGCAUGAUGUCAAAUUCUUCCCCUUCAAGGUGGUAGAGAAGAACAGCAAGCCCCAUGUUUCAGUUAAGACUGCACAAGGAGACAAGAUCUUUGCUCCAGAAGAAGUUUCCGCCAUGGUGCUUGUAAAGAUGAAGGAAACUGCUGAAGCUUAUCUUGGUAAAAAGGUUACCCAUGCUGUCGUCACUGUUCCCGCCUACUUCAACGACGCUCAGCGUCAAGCCACCAAAGAUGCUGGUGUCAUCGCUGGUCUUAAUGUCAUGAGAAUUAUCAACGAACCUACCGCCGCUGCUAUUGCUUAUGGUCUUGACAAAAAGGAAGGUGAAAAGAAUGUCCUCGUCUUUGAUUUGGGUGGUGGUACUUUUGAUGUGUCUCUUCUUACUAUUGACAAUGGUGUAUUUGAAGUAGUAGCAACUAAUGGUGAUACUCACUUGGGUGGUGAAGACUUUGACCAGAGAGUUAUGGAACAUUUCAUUAAACUGUACAAAAAGAAGAAGGGUAAGGAUAUCAGAAAGGAUAACCGUGCUGUCCAGAAAUUGCGUCGUGAAGUUGAGAAGGCUAAGAGAGCUUUGUCAUCCAGCCACCAAGUCAAGAUCGAAAUUGAAUCCUUCUUCGAAGGUGAUGAUUUCUCUGAGACUCUUACCAGAGCUAAGUUCGAAGAAUUGAACAUGGACCUUUUCAGAUCUACUCUUAAACCUGUACAAAAGGUAUUGGAAGAUGCAGAUAUGAACAAGAAAGAUGUUGAUGAAAUUGUAUUGGUUGGUGGUUCUACUCGUAUCCCUAAGGUUCAACAGCUUGUCAAGGAGUUCUUCAACGGUAAAGAACCAUCCCGAGGUAUCAACCCCGACGAAGCCGUUGCUUACGGUGCUGCUGUCCAAGCCGGUGUCCUCAGUGGUGAACAAGAUACCGAUGCUAUUGUCCUUCUCGACGUCAACCCUCUUACCAUGGGUAUCGAGACUGUCGGAGGUGUGAUGACUAAGCUGAUCCCUCGUAACACUGUCAUUCCUACAAAGAAAUCUCAGAUCUUCUCUACCGCCAGUGAUAACCAGCACACAGUAACAAUCCAAGUGUAUGAGGGUGAACGUCCAAUGACCAAGGACAACCACUUGCUUGGAAAGUUCGAUCUGACUGGUAUCCCACCAGCACCAAGAGGCAUUCCACAAAUCGAAGUCACAUUCGAGAUUGAUGCUAAUGGUAUACUCCAAGUAUCAGCUGAAGACAAAGGUACAGGAAACAGGGAAAAGAUUGUCAUCACUAACGAUCAGAACAGACUCACACCAGAAGAUAUUGAAAGGAUGAUCAAAGACGCCGAGAAGUUUGCUGAUGAUGACAAAAAGUUGAAGGAGCGAGUUGAGUCCAGAAACGAACUCGAGAGUUACGCAUACUCAAUCAAGAACCAGCUUCAGGACAAAGAAAAACUCGGCGCCAAGGUUUCUGAUGAUGAUAAAUCUAAAAUGGAAGAAGCUAUCGACGCUGCAAUCAAAUGGCUCGAAGACAAUCAAGACGUUGAUUCAGAAGAAUACAAAAAACAGAAGAAGUCUCUUGAAGAUGUUGUCCAGCCCAUCAUAGCGAAACUCUACCAAGGGCAAGGCGGCGUGCCCCCACAGGGCGCGGGCGGCGAGGACGACGAGUUCAAGGACGAGUUGUAACAUGACAGACUGAAUACAAGUGACCGUAGCCAAAUGUGAUCUCCGUAAAGGUCACUACAGAUUAGGUACAUUGUAAGAAUGUGUAUGGUGUACAUAAACUGUAAAGAUGAACGGAUACAAAGUGUUUUAGCCGGUGUUGUGUAUAUUUAUUAGUGUGACGAAUGCAUGAGAUGUGCGGUGGUCGGCAGGUCUGAACCUCGCCGAAUGCUCGUUACUAAUAGUUGGCCGCCGCGCAUGUGUGACUGGUUGGUGUGUUAAUGUGUAAAUUGAUGCAUUUUUUAUUUGUAAAGAAAUCAGUCGCGUUCGCGUGAAGUCUGUUUCUCUUAAGUUCAGCCUUCGUGUUCGCCAGAGACCACGACGAAUCUUUAGUCUCGGGUCACUCGGAGACUACCUCAAUGUUUGAUGAUUGUUCAUUCCUGAAUGUAAUUGUUUUGAGACUGCUGAAUUGUUAGGUCUUAAUUAGCAGAUAAUAUUAUAAUUAUGUAGUUAUAAUUUUCGGUCGAAGUACGGAGGAGUACAUAAAUAAAAAAUAUUUCUAUGAA